Messenger RNA from Adineta ricciae, 366 nucleotides. The record is from the annotation of a GenBank genome assembly. Lineage: Eukaryota; Metazoa; Rotifera; Eurotatoria; Adinetida; Adinetidae.
AUGAUGAUUCGACGAAAACGUUAUAUCAAUUACACCGGUUCACUUUUUUCGACAUGCCUGGUACAUCCCAGAUCGAACAAUCCGGCGCGGAAACGGCCGGUUCCAUGGUAUUCCGGAGAUUUCAUGGAAUCCUGCUUCAGGAAUCAUCGUCCUGGGUUACACGAGAAGCGACACGAAGAAGCUAAUUCGAAUGAAUCAGUUGAAUUUGGCGAUGAGAAGAAUAACCUCGAUGAAAUUCAAUUGGCAAUCAACAUGGCCGAGUUCAUCAAGGAAAUGCAGGCUAUGUUUGCUGCAAACCCAACCGUCACCGUCAACGUAGAAACGUUCAAGGCACCGGAAGAACAACAUCAUAUACCAAAAUUGUGA